Symsagittifera roscoffensis is the source of this 2210-nucleotide messenger RNA. RefSeq lists its product as uncharacterized. Bases 203 to 2074 code for a protein of 623 amino acids. Lineage: Eukaryota; Metazoa; Xenacoelomorpha; Acoela; Convolutidae. The transcript is spliced from 2 exons. The record is from RefSeq and is a predicted model, not a curated record.
AAGUAAAAACAGUGAAAACUACAAACAUUGGACAGAAAGUACUAUUGAAUGUGCUGUGUUUGUAAGUUUUGACCAUUGAUUGAAUCCAUUUGCUGUAAGCUUGAAUAGAAGCUUUACAAUUGAAACGUGCUUCUAAAUUUAAAUACUUGGUAACAACAGUUUUGAUCAUAAUCAUUGAGCAAAAACUUGCAGCUCGGUUGCGAUGGAUGAAAUAAGAGCAGAUGCAGCAGGAAAAGCAGAAAAAUCAGAAGACGCAGAAAGAGCAGAGAGACUUAAACGGUGGGCUGGCAACCUUUUGGAUGCUGCUCCUUUAGACGGGGACAAUUUUGUCGAGGCGAUUGCUGGAGGACUGGCAGACAAGCUUGGGCUAAAACUCACAGGCGAAGUCGCUCAGAAGUUAGCGCAUACAUUGAGCUACGUUUCUUUACUUGAGUUUUCCUAUCACGUCAUAGGAAUUGGCAGCUCACUUCCUUCGAUGGAUUUAACUGCACUUACUCUAGCUCAAAUUAAAAAGACACUUGAGGAUAUCAAAAAAAUGAUGAAAAUCGUCCUCGCAACUCCCCUCAAGACUGCUGGCAGCAAGACAUUGAGUGCCAUCAACUAUUUGGAAAACAAUCAAAUCAGAAACGCUGUUAAGCAGUUUUGGGACGCUAAAAACGAUGCUCAACAAGCGUUAGUGUACGCUAAAGGCCAAGGAAACAGUAUAGAAAAUCUAAGAGAAGUUGCAAAAGCGACUCAGAUUAUAGUCCUAGCUAAGUUUUGCAUACUGUCCCAUGACCCGAAAAGCGACACCAUCGAACCAUUUUUUGUUCUCGACGAUGACAAAAAAAGGGCAAUAGCUAACGAACUUGAACGGGAUUGCAAAGAAUUUCUCGAGUACCACAAAUCUAUCAAAGUGGGUUUGCUUGACUUCUGGCACAUUAGCGCUAAGAACAAGGAAAUAGAGUCAAUGAAGAACACGUUAUUGAGGCAAUUGUAUCCCUACAUAUCUGAAGGUAAAAAAUAUACGAACGCAAAUGAAGAGCUUCCACCGGGCGCUGAAAUAGAGUGCGAUUCUCAGCUGAUGCCUGAUGGGCAUGAAAAUGCUACUAAACUUAUACUAGGCUUCAGAGAAACUGAAAAGAAUGAAAAGAACAAAAUCGUGGAGUCGUUUUACAAAGACAAAGACGGAUUCGUUGUUUCUGUCGAAAAAACUACUGAUAUUCGGUUCGAUAUUGGGUUCUAUCAUAAAUUGAAAGAUGGAAUUAAAAUUAGGCCUUUUAAAUUUUUCGUGCUAUCUCCGGAGGUCAUGGGAGACAUGAAGUUUAUAAGAACAACUGACCAGGAGACAAUUUUCUACGCUAAAAAAUUGGAAUUUCGCCGGAAUAAAAACGUAAAGGUUGAGAUAUACCCAAUUUCCCUGGCGUUCUUCUUGUACAAGUCAGCUAAGAACGUCUGGUGCUGUUCUCCUAGUGUAGGAGAAGAUGAUACAUUUCACAGCUGUUCAUUGAGGAACACGACUGUUCAAGACCAAGAGGAGACAUCAGAACUUCCACCACUGAGUGGCUGGGAAUACUUCAAUCAAGACGGCGAGUGGAAAUUGUAUACAGAUGAGUUGCCCAUUGACUCAUUUGCGACCCUUGAUUCUUUAGAUUGCUCCCGUUUUAUUGCAAAACCAUGGGCAGCCUUGGACCGAUCAAAGUACAAAGAUGAAAUUAUCAUCACCGCUUCGGUAGAAAACAUUGUAGGUGCUUGUUCACUCGUUUGCGGAGUAUACAAAUACGGGGUACACGAGGCAAAGGAGCACAAUUGCAAGUUAAUUGAAGCUUACAAGAAAUCAAGCAAAAACGACGUUUUAAUGUACAAAACAGAUGUACAAAACAUCAGGAAAGUGAAAGUGGAGCAUCGACAGGAAAGUUUCAUAUACAAAACAGAUGCAGGAAAGUGGAGUAUCGACAGUGUUUUGGGAAAUUCUUCUCCCAUGUAUUCAAAUGACUCCGCGCCAAACAGCUAUUGGCCUCCUGCAACUGGAUGGAAGCAUUACUUUGGAUUUAAACUACCGAUUGAGUUGAGAAUCAAAAUAAAGGAUAUAUAAAAUUGCUGAACUUAAAUCUGCCGUGAAAACACUUCGAGAAAGAUCUGCAUUUGCUUUUAGAAUUACGUUAAAGAAAUAAACUUAACAUUUUCUUUGCUUACUAACAUUGAUUUGAAUUAGAACAUGUAUCCGUUUC